Alligator sinensis (Chinese alligator) is the source of this 5039-nucleotide messenger RNA. It is a transcript of the gene GATA4, whose product is annotated as GATA binding protein 4. Gene Ontology annotation, molecular function: zinc ion binding; DNA-binding transcription factor activity, RNA polymerase II-specific; RNA polymerase II cis-regulatory region sequence-specific DNA binding. NCBI's taxonomy places the organism in Eukaryota, Metazoa, Chordata, Crocodylia, Alligatoridae. Gene Ontology annotation, cellular component: nucleus. Gene Ontology annotation, biological process: negative regulation of transcription by RNA polymerase II; cell fate commitment; positive regulation of transcription by RNA polymerase II. The record is from RefSeq and is a predicted model, not a curated record. Bases 748 to 1980 code for a protein of 410 amino acids. The transcript has 6 exons.
GGGGGUGCCUGUCUGCACGCAAGGCUGCAUCUGUAUAAAUGUGGGGAUGUGUGUUCUGGUCUGCCUGGGGGGAGGCAUGUGUGUGAAUUGAAAUGUGCUCUGUGUGUGUGCAUGUGCGCCCUGGGGAUGUGUGUGUCCAUGCACUAGUGUGUGCAUGUAGUCAUGUGUGUCUGUGUGUGUGUGGUUGUGUGCAUGGGGAUCUGCAUGGGUGUGUGAAUAAGUGUAUAUCGGUGCAGGAGGGUGCAUGGAUGUGAAUGCAUGUACGUGGAGGGGGAUAUGUGUGUGUAUGCAUGUGUGCCUGGGGAUGUGUGUGCAAGCAAAUGUGUGUGUUCAUGCAUAUGUAUAUGCAGACAGGGAUGUGUGUGCACAUGUAUGGAGAGGGGGUGUAUAUGUGUGUGCAUGCAUGAAGACGUGUGUGUGCGGAAAUGCAUGAGUGUGUAUGCCUGGGCUCAGGGAUGUGCGCGCAUCUGUGUGUGCACACAUUGGGGUGUGUUUAUGUAUUUGUGUGUGUGUAUGGGGAUAUGCGUGCAUGUGUGUGCACGCACAUCUCCUGCCCCUUUCCAUUGUGGGCUCAAUCGCAGUUCUCCCCUCUUUGCCCGGGCCUGACCCACUUUCCUCUCCCGCAGGUGGGUGCGGACGGACAGACGGACGGACGGACCGACAGGACAGGACUGGACAGGCCUCUUGGCCACAUGGGGCCACACUGCAGCCGCUGAGCCACGAGGAGAGCCACAGGGAGCCGCAGCCAUGUACCAGAGCCUGGCCAUGGCGGCCAACCACGGCCCCACGGGGGCUUACGACGGGGCGGCCGGCUUCAUGCACAGCGCUGCCGCCGCCUCGCCCGUCUACGUGCCCAGCCCGCGGGUGCCGCCUGUGUUGCCCGCCCUGCCCUACCUGCAGGGCAGCAGUUCCUCGCAGCCGGGCAGCCCGGGCUCCGGCCCCUCUCUCUGGACUCAACCUGCGCCCGACGGCACUGCCUACAACCCCGGCUCAUCGCACCCGCCGCCCGCCUCUUCCCGCUUCCCUUUCUCCAGCAGCGCCCCGCUGGCCUCCUCUGCCUCUGCUGCUGCUUACAGCAGCCCGCUGAGCCUCUCGGCCGGCACCAGGGAGCAGUACAGCCGGGGCUUUGGCGGCUCCUACGCUGGCCCUUACCCGGCCUACGUGAGCCCCGAGAUGGGCAGCACAUGGACAACGACGCCCUUCGACAGCUCCGGGCUACACAGUCUCCAGAGUCGUGCUGCGCCAGGGGCCACAAGGCACGCCAACAUAGCAGAGUUUUUCGAUGAUUACUCUGAGGGCCGCGAAUGCGUUAACUGCGGAGCCAUGUCCACCCCACUCUGGAGGAGAGACGGCACGGGCCACUACCUCUGCAACGCGUGCGGGCUCUACCACAAGAUGAACGGCAUCAACCGGCCCCUGAUCAAACCCCAGCGGAGGCUGUCAGCCUCACGCCGCGUCGGCCUCUCUUGUGCCAACUGCCACACGACGACCACCACGCUAUGGCGCAGAAACGCAGAGGGCGAACCCGUGUGUAACGCCUGCGGGCUAUACAUGAAGCUCCAUGGGGUCCCCAGGCCGUUAGCAAUGAGAAAAGAGGGGAUUCAAACAAGGAAGCGCAAGCCCAAGAACCUUAACAAAUCCAAGGCACCAGCAGGUCCAUCCAGCAACGAGAGUCUUACCCCCACCACAAGCUCCACCCCCAGCAGCAGCACCACCACCACCACCGAGGAAAUGCGCCCCAUCAAGACAGAACCGGGUCUUUCAUCUCAUUAUGGGCACCCAAGCCCAAUUUCUCAGGCGUUCUCAGUCACUGCUAUGUCUGGCCACGGAUCUUCGAUUCACUCUGCUAUCUCCGCCCUGAAGCUUUCCCCCCAGGGUUACCAAUCAGCCAUCAGCCAGUCUCCCCAGUCCACCUCCAAACAGGACUCCUGGAACAGCCUGGUCUUAGCUGAAAGCCACGGAGACAUCAUAACUGCAUAACCUGUUCCUCUUCCCAUGGACUUCCCAACCGCUUGAAAUACAAAGAAGACGCCCUGCAAUAAUAAAGCAAUAUUGUGGUUUCCCUUUUCUCCCCCCUUCUGUCUCCAGGAGGGUCAUCUGUUAUGAUUGUGGAAGAACAAUUCCUAAUCAAAUUGUAAAGGGAACUUUUCUGAGGUGUGGGAGAGCGAAAUACCCAAUGAACAGAGAAGACUCGGUCUCAGAACAGCAGUGACCUUUUUCCUUGAAACAAACCUUCAUGUAUUAGAUAGUAGCUAUUGCCUCUGGACUGGCUAGAAGCAAAGACAGGACUCAGGUUUUUAUAAAACAUCAGGCUUUGAUGUCUUGGAAGUGAUGGCACAGAGACACUUUCUUCUUCUCACCGCCCAUUCGUUUCCUGACCAGGUCCAUCUGGAAGGAAAUGCCAUCCUCUUGUUAUCACCCAAAGGCACAGACUCAAAGACCUUCUUUGAAAUGGAGCCGGCUCCGGGACUUGUUGCACGGACUUCAUUAGACACGCGUUCAGUGCUUGAGUGGCUUUUCUCCGACGGUCCAGUUGAAAAACGAAAAACUCGGCUCACCCAUCAAGCGACGCAUCCAAAACUUUGGGGUUUUUUUGUGUUACCGAAAGGGUCCGAGAACCUUGUGAUUGUGCUUAUUUAACGGUGCCUGUUUUUAUUUUGUUUGUGUCUGAAUCGUGGGAUCUCCUUUCCAAAAGGCUCUUGCUGAAGCGUGGAGAAGGCCUGUAUGAAAUUAAAACCAGAUAACGGUGCGGCGUGAGUUUUCUGAUGGGGAGAUCAAGAGCCGCGGAGUUUCUGAGACACCCAGAAGGACCUGCUGGACUCUGCCCUCGGAGGCAGCUCUGAGCCUGGCUUGAUGCCUCUCUCGAGCUCAGAAGUGCUGUGAUGAUAUCCAUAACUCUGAGGCUGUACUGCGAUUGCGUACGACCCUGUGACCUGUCACAGUUAAUUUAAUUUCUUUGGACCAUGUUUUCUGUCGCUGUCGACAAACCCAAUUUUCUUUCUGCCAAGCUGCAGCCAGGACCUGCCUCGUGCCCCAAAAGCAGACCCCCUGGCUGCUCUGCUAGGCCCAGCCUUAUAAAAGCCCUUAUUCUUGCAGGCAACAAAUUGUCAUCUUCUGUGUCCCCAGCAGCUCUUUAAGGGGUACAGGCAGGCACACUCCCGCAAGCAUUUGAAUGCAGCUGUGAUGUCCCCAGGACAAAGUUAAUUCUGUUUUCUUUUUAAAAUACUAAACAAGAGGCUGGUGUUUCUCUUGCCCUGCAGACCUGAAUAGUGCCCGCUCCAAUGCUUCCCUAUUAAAGGCCCAUCUUCUGCAGCUCGGCAGGGGGGUUUCAGGGAGCCUGUCAGUCAGCGAAGCAAAUUCCUCAGUCCCUUUUCCUCCCCAUCCGUUCCUAGGUUCCCAUCUCUUAUCUUGUCUGCCCAGCUCUGCUACCUCUCCAGCACAUUUAAAAUUCACCUCCCUAAAACAUUUAAAUAUAUGGGGGGAAAGGGGUUGUGUCACUCAGACCCCUGUGCAGAGGGGUCCAAAGUAUAUAGCUUUCUUCUCACACCCCUAGUUCCCUAUAACACCCCAAAAGGCCCCCUAUAAGUCGAAGGUGGGUUGAAGGGGGCACGGACAGGGGCCAGGUCGAAGCCCUCUUUGCUAAAGCUGCCUUGUGGGAUGGGGAGAUCGUAACGGAGCUGCACUGACAGGCACUGGGGAGAGGUGUAGCAGCCAUGGACCCUUCUUGAUCCCCUGGGAUCUGGGCAGAUCCUUAAGGAUCCACAGGGCUUCAGGAUGGGGCCACUCCACGGACAAGUGAUGAUAGUACCCUUGCUGGUCUGAGCAUGGCAGGAGAUACUGUGAUGUACUUCUUAGGAGGACUUCUUGUGGGAGGGGAUGUGAUUCUGGCAAUGGCAAGGAGCAAUCCUUCCUGGGCCCGUGGGGAUGGAGAGCUUCCAUGACCCGGUCGAUGUUUCCAUCGCUAGCAUCUGAGAUUCCCACAGACUCUCCAUCUCCAUCACUGCCCCGGUUCUGUCUUGCAAAGUUCAGUGCAACGUCCUCAUCAAGGGUUAGAGCGAGGGGCAGCAAAUGGGACAUUGAAAAGCUUUGCAGAUGAUACAGAAUUGGUGGUUGUGAGCCAGUGGGGGGCUGGAAAGGGACAUCACACCGAGGAAUCCAGAAAUUGGGAGAUCUUGGGGCGCUGCCCGAGAUACAAAACCGGGGGACUAAACUACAGGAGCCUUUCCUUCAGUCCGUUAGCAGAAUAACACCCCUUCCUUCCAUUCAGGGCGCUCAAGCAAUGCUCAGAAAGACAAAAUGAGGAUUUAUUAUUUGCAUUGCUCAGUUGGGGCCCUCUUACAUUAAGUCCUGCAUGGAGACAGGGUAAAAACCAUUCCCCCCUAACAAGCAUAAUCCUGCAACCUCUCCUGUAUAAAUCGACUCCUGUGAGUACCCCCAAAAAGCAAAGGGGGUUACUCCCAUGUGCAGUUUCGAGACCAGGUCCCAAUAAAAUCAGACCUCUGUUGUGGGCCAUACAGGGGCACGGAGGGAAGUCUGGCGGAGAAUGGGGGGUUAGAAAGGUCAUUAACCAAUUCUGAUUGUUUUUCCUCUUUGUGACAGUGCAAUAUCUUUAAUCGCCGCUACAUUUGUUUUCCUGGUGAUCAGAAAAGAUCUGUAUUUAGACAGCAAUCUCACUGGCUGAUUCGAAACUCUGAUCAGGAGGAGUUAAAGGCAUUUUGACGGGCGCUUUAAUGCUGAUCAACAAUCCUUAAUAGAGCCCUGAAGCUGUGACUGCGUUGUGGGGGUUUUGUUCUGUUUUGCUUUUUUGUUGUUGUCCUUCUAUAAAGUUUGCAGCUUCCCAAACUCAUUGGGAAGGUCCCAUGGAAAGAGAGGUGCAUUUGUUGCGGGGGGGGGAACCCAAACUGAACAAGCUGUAAUUAUUUAAAGAUGUAAAAAAAACUAUAUUAUAAUAUGAUGUAGUAUGGCUACCAAUCCACAUAAUUUCUACACCUUUAGGACUAAUGGAAAUACAACAAUGGUAAUAAAAAUAAUCAAGUUUC